Messenger RNA from Cygnus atratus (black swan), 1186 nucleotides. RefSeq names its product Y-box binding protein 1 (gene YBX1). The coding region runs from base 175 to 1155 and encodes 326 amino acids. Gene Ontology annotation, biological process: regulation of gene expression. Lineage: Eukaryota; Metazoa; Chordata; Aves; Anseriformes; Anatidae. Gene Ontology annotation, cellular component: nucleus. Gene Ontology annotation, molecular function: nucleic acid binding. The transcript has 7 exons. The record is from RefSeq and is a predicted model, not a curated record.
CCGGUGCGGGCCGCCAUUGUGGCCAGUUCGAUCGGUAUCGGGAGCGGAGAGCGGAGCUCAGCGAGCCCGGAGCAGGGAGCAGCCCCCCCACGGCCGGCCUCAGUCACCAUCACACCGCGGGAGGCGGCGCAAACAGCCAGUCACCACCACCGCCCGCACCGAACAGCCGCCGCCAUGAGCAGCGAGGCCGAGACCCAGCCGCCCGCCGCCCCCGUCCCCGCGGCGGCCCCCGCCGCCGCCCCCGCCGACUCCAAGCCCAACGGCGGCACCGGGAACGGGGGCAGCGGCCUGGCCUCGGCGGCGCCUCCCGCCGGCGGGGACAAGAAGGUCAUCGCAACGAAGGUUUUGGGAACAGUGAAAUGGUUCAACGUACGGAACGGUUACGGCUUCAUCAACAGGAAUGACACCAAGGAAGAUGUGUUUGUCCAUCAGACUGCCAUAAAGAAGAAUAACCCCAGGAAGUACCUCCGCAGCGUAGGAGAUGGAGAGACCGUGGAGUUUGAUGUGGUUGAAGGAGAAAAGGGUGCGGAGGCAGCUAACGUUACAGGCCCUGGUGGAGUUCCAGUGCAAGGCAGUAAAUACGCAGCAGACCGUAACCAUUACAGACGAUAUCCGCGUCGCAGGGGUCCUCCACGCAACUACCAGCAAAACUACCAGAACAGUGAGAGUGGGGAAAAGAACGAAGGAGCAGAAAACAUCCCGGAAGGCCAAGCCCAACAACGUCGCCCCUACCGCAGGCGGCGGUACCCACCUUACUACAUGCGUAGGCCCUACGGGCGUCGACCACAAUAUUCCAACCCUCCCGUGCAGGGAGAGAUAGUGGAGGGUGCUGACAACCAGGGUGCAGGAGAGCAAGGCAGACCAGUCAGGCAGAACAUGUAUCGAGGUUACAGACCACGAUUUCGCAGCUUGACUUUCAGGGGUCCUCCUCGUCAAAGACAGCCUAGAGAGGAUGGAAAUGAGGAAGAUAAAGAGAACCAAGGGGAUGAGACCCAAAGUCAGCAGCCACCUCAACGUCGGUACCGUCGUAACUUCAACUACAGACGCAGACGCCCAGAGAACCCUAAACCACAAGAUGGCAAAGAGACGAAGACAGCCGAACCACCAGCUGAGAACACGUCCGCUCCCGAGGCCGAGCAGGGCGGGGCUGAGUAAAUACCGGCUUACCAUCUCUACCAUCAUCCGG